CUAAAAAAAUGUUUCUCUUUUUUUGUUUACAAACAUUAAAGAGCUUUGAAUAUCGUCAACGACGCUUUCCAAAACAGUACUUGAGAAGUUGAAUAACUGUGCGGAAUAUUAGAUCUAGAUUUCGUACAGAAUAAUUACGAAAAAAAAAAAGACAAGAUAUGAACACAUUAUGGCUGCAUCUAAAGGAAAGGUGUCAACUAUGACAUAUGGAAGGCAAAGGGCUGCUAAAGGCAUCAUCAGUGACAGAGAAAUUAGAUUCAAAUGUUUUUUCCAAAAUACCAUCCUAGAUGUUUUACGAUCUCGAGUUGGCUGGCAAGAAGUACAAGGAGAUGGUGAUUGGGAUUUCUAUUGGUGUGAUAGAGAGUGGCUUCAUGCAAACUAUGAUACUAUGUUUCUUCAAGAACAUCAAAAAAUUCUUCAUUUUAGAAAUCACUAUGAGCUAACUCGCAAAAAUUUGAUGGUUAAGAACCUAAAGAGAUUUCGUAAACAAACAGAUAAAGAAUUUGGGAAAUUAGAAGCACAGUCUUGGGAUUUUUUUCCUUCAACAUUUGAACUUCCAUCAGAAUAUCACAUUUUUGUGGAGGAAUUCAAAAGAAACCCUGGCAUGAUUUGGAUUAUGAAGCCUGCUGCUAAGUCUCAAGGGAAAGGAAUAUUUCUGUUCCGAAAGCUCAAAGAUAUUACUGACUGGAAAAAGGGAGAAUACCAACCAUUGCCAGAUCCCAACAUACCAAAAGAUAUUCCUGAAACCUAUGUUGUCCAAAGAUACAUUGAUGAUCCUUACCUUAUUGGUGGUCGCAAAUUUGAUAUGCGUAUUUAUGUUUUAGUAAUAUCAUUUAACCCCUUAAAAGUAUGGCUCUACAGAGGAGGCUUUGCAAGAUUUUCAAACACUCGAUUUUCUUUGGAUUCUCUGGAAGACACUUAUAUCCACUUAACCAAUGUUGCUGUGCAGAAGACAUCACCUGAUUAUGAUCCAGAGAAAGGUUGCAAGUGGUCUGCUCAACAACUUAGGAAAUAUUUGGUUGCAAGACAUGGUAUUGAUACAGUGAGACAAAUGUUCACUGCCAUAGACAAUAUUAUAAUCAAGAGCUUACAGAGUGUUCAGAAAAUUAUUAUUAACGAUAAGCAUUGCUUUGAAAUGUAUGGAUACGACAUACUACUAGACAGCUCUCUUAAGCCUUGGCUUAUAGAAAUCAAUGCAUCACCAUCACUCACAGCUAGUGGUCAGGAAGAUUAUGAGCUCAAAUUUGGUUUACUCCACGAUGUCUUGAAUGUUCUUGACCUUGAAAAUAGGUUGACAGGAAAAGAAAAAAGAAUAGGAGGCUGGGAUCUGCUAUGGGACGACGGUCCAGUUUUUAUUGAUGCCAUGGAACAAGACGCUGGACUGCCUUCAAUAUUAACACCAAAUUCUUUCUUAGGUUGCGACAAUCAAAGGAAAUCUCAACUGAGAGAAACAUAUGCAUUAGCUGAAGCCUUUAAAAAUAGUUCAUAAGGAUGGGAAACUAAAUAAAAUUGAUGUCAUUUCAAGUUGUUGUUUUUAUGUCGUUGAAGUCUCUCAGGGUAAAUCUUUUAACUACAUUCCACUUUUGGAAUACAAAUUAUUGUCAUCUGGUAGUAUUAUAGAAACAAAUUAAGUCCUGUAUGUAUUUUCUAAAACAUUGUAUUAAGUUGUUUGUGAUUAGUUAUAUAUAUAUAAAGCUCAUAUCAUAAUUUGAUGCUGGGAAUGUGUACAUGAAAUGUUUUAUGAAAGAAUUAGCAACUACCUUGGAAAGAACCAUUUCUCUUGUGAGACAUCAUAAACCCACAAGAUUAUAGUGUCAUAACAAUGUUUGUUAUUUCAUAUUGUAACUAAUUUAAUGUCAUAACAAUGUUUGUUAUAUGGUAUUGCAACUAAUACAGUGGAGAAACAUC
Messenger RNA from Biomphalaria glabrata, 1908 nucleotides. RefSeq names its product probable tubulin polyglutamylase TTLL9. The transcript has 14 exons. The record is from RefSeq and is a predicted model, not a curated record. NCBI's taxonomy places the organism in Eukaryota, Metazoa, Mollusca, Gastropoda, Planorbidae. Gene Ontology annotation, molecular function: tubulin-glutamic acid ligase activity; tubulin binding. The coding region runs from base 170 to 1489 and encodes 439 amino acids. Gene Ontology annotation, biological process: protein polyglutamylation; microtubule cytoskeleton organization. Gene Ontology annotation, cellular component: cilium.